AUGAUUAGAAAGAGAUAUAAAACUGGGCUUUCGUCAGCAUGGAAGUGUGGUCCUGGUUUUGUGGUACGACAACAUAGUCAUGAUGUAGUUAAAAAAUUAGGCAAAACAUGGCUUACAUUAACUGGAAGUCAUUUAAGAGAACAUUCUCAAGAAUUUCAAAUAUCAAGGCCUAAUUGUCCUCCCCUAAAGUUUCGUCUUUUGCAUCUAUUCGUGAAUGACUGCAAUUCUGUAUCAGAACACGUAAUAUCACUACCUGUUAAUACAUUGAAAGUCAAUUGA
Messenger RNA from Schistosoma spindalis, 279 nucleotides. Lineage: Eukaryota; Metazoa; Platyhelminthes; Trematoda; Strigeidida; Schistosomatidae. The record is from the annotation of a GenBank genome assembly.